AGUGACGUCACGUCGUCGGACUACUAUAUGUACAGUAUAAUAGCAUUUUCUGUUUCAGUUGUCAUUAUGAGAGUGCGGCUUGCUGGAAUGCGGCUUGAUUAAGUUCUGUUUUCGACUGUAAAAUGGAUUUUACUGUCAGCCGAAACGUCACGACCAAUGAAAUUAGGGAUAAUCUAAUAUUUGUUUUAAUUGUUUAUUUACCAUUAGACUUGGUGAUCAUUUGUGGAAACGCAUUUGUUCUCACUAUCAUUCGCCGAACUCCAAGUUUACAAGGGCCACAGUUUACUUUACUCGCCAGCUUAGCAUUUGUUGACCUACUCACUGGGAUUAUCGCUGUCCCCAUCCUUGUGUGGGGGCUUGUCAUUCGUGGAUCUCUCCACCUACCGAACAUUGAAAACUGUCAAUUACAAUACAUCCCCACGCAAAUUUUUGUAUCGACGUCGUUUCUUCAUCUUGUUUUUAUUACCACGGACCGAUACGUCUCAAUAGCUAAAUCUUUAAGAUAUGAACAAAUUGUUACUCCGACCCGAGUUUAUUGUGCUAUCACUGUCUCCUGGAUUAUAGCCUGCAUGUAUAGCGGCAUCCAAUUUCUCUGGAAAGGCAAACGGACUGAAGAUAUUUUUCUUUGCUACCAGAUGAAUCCACAAGGUAUUACAGUUCAACGUUACGUCGCUUUGAUCCUGGGUCUUACAUGUGUAAUCUUAAUGGUCAUAAUGUACUUCAAUAUUUUCAAGGUGGCAAGGAAGCAUAUAAAUACCAUAUAUCCAACAUCUCAGAAGACAGUCGGCGCACAGACAACUAUUCAUAAGAAAUUUAAAGCGGCCAAGACAUGCGCAUUGAUAGUCUGCGUAUUCGUCAUUGCCUAUUUACCUUUUGCUAUCAGAGGUGUUAUCUUCAUAUUUUUUCAACGUUCUGAUAUAUAUUGGUAUGAUUUGAUAUCGGAGGUGUUGUUGUGUAUGAGUUCGGCAGUCAACCCAUUCAUCUACGUGUUCCGUCAUAGGCAAUUCUCGUCUGCUUUACGUCGUCUCAUUGCGAGACUUUAA
Messenger RNA from Anneissia japonica, 1043 nucleotides. Its product is annotated as trace amine-associated receptor 7c-like. Gene Ontology annotation, cellular component: membrane. Gene Ontology annotation, biological process: G protein-coupled receptor signaling pathway. Gene Ontology annotation, molecular function: G protein-coupled receptor activity. The coding region runs from base 123 to 1043 and encodes 306 amino acids. The record is from RefSeq and is a predicted model, not a curated record. NCBI's taxonomy places the organism in Eukaryota, Metazoa, Echinodermata, Crinoidea, Comatulida, Comatulidae. The transcript has a single exon.